AUGAGUGAAAAGGAACCGAUUUCGUUGGCUGAUCAUUUCGAUGAUCUUUCUCGUGUUCGUGUUCAUCCUCGUUUAAUCGAUCUUCUCAAUUUCGAUGAUUUUACAUCCACUCAUCACAUCAACAAUCCCACGAUGAUCCCAGUUGUGAAAGGAACCGGUGAAUGGAGGCUCUCUUGCGAUAAACCCUAUUUCUCGUUGGAUGCUUGUGCGGAAACCACGAUUAAGGUCACUCGCUCGAUCGAUUUCCCGUUGAAAUCUCGGCGUGUAUCGAUCGGUUUCCUCCCUGCCGUCCCGCCAAUCACUACGGCGAUUCCCACAUGGCGUGAGUCUCCGCACUUGCUCUUCACGCUCGGCUUCGUUCCAUUUGACAUCAAUAUUAGAUUCCGUGGCAAUUUCCCAUGGGGUGAAGAGGUGGCUGAUUUGUGUAAAUCGUUCACAGUGCCACGCGAUUUCGGCCAAUUCCUUCACAAGCACAAAAUUGGUACAAACGGCGUCGAUCUUGAAACAAUCUCGAUUCACGAUGCGAAUCUCAUUUCGGUGCUUUCAUCGCUCAAUUGUGAGGAAACAAUGCUUGAAUACGACACGCAAAUGAAAACUGAUGGUUCAUUUCCAUUCCCGAAAGGCAGCCUUUUUCCAUUCACCGAUUUGGAUGAAUUCGAUGAGGAAAAAGAGAAGAUAUCGUUGAAUGAU
Mesorhabditis belari is the source of this 690-nucleotide messenger RNA. The record is from the annotation of a GenBank genome assembly. NCBI's taxonomy places the organism in Eukaryota, Metazoa, Nematoda, Chromadorea, Rhabditida, Rhabditidae.